AUGAACUGUCAACGCGUUUGUUUACCACAUAUUGAUACGCAUCUUUUUCAUCGUGUUUGCAAAAGUGUACGAAAAUCGUGCUAAAAUUGUGUAUUUUUACUUCAUCCAGCCAAAAUGGAUGAAUUGGAGCAGCUUGAGCAUCUUUCGCUGGUGUCCAAGAUUUGUACAGAGCUGGAAAACCAUCUCGGCUUGAACGACAAAGAUUUGGCGGAAUUCAUCAUCGAUCUGGCACACAAAAAUCCCACCAUCGAAGCGUUCAAGCGUGUGCUGGUCGAAAAUGGGGCCGAAUUUUCCGACUCGUUCACAACGAACCUGCUGCGUAUCAUACAGCUGAUGAAGCCCGCCGGGAAGCAGAGCACAUCCGCGUUCGAGGACGACGCAAACGAUGGCAAGAACCUUGCGUACAAGUUUCCCGGCUUGGCGAUACCGAACAACAAAAAAGCGUACUCUUCGGAUGAGGAAGCGGAGGACGACACGAAGCACGACAAAAAGCGGAUAGAAAAGUAUAAAGACAGGAAGGAGGAAAAGAAACCCCUUGGCGGUGGUGAUGUGGUGGACGAUAUGUUUUCGGAGUUGGAACAGAUGGCACCAUCGAAGGGAGGCAAAGAGGGUGGAAAGUCGCGCGAGCAGCUCGAGGUGGACAAUAUGUUUGCGGAGCUGGAGAAUCUAGCCCCUUCCAAGUCGACCGAAGAGGAAAAGGAAGUGGCGAAGCGUCGCGAUCGCCGUAGCCAGUCGCGAGAACGAAGGAGAGAGCGCAGCAAAUCGAGAGACAGGCGUCGGGAUCGAAGCAAAUCGCGAGAUCGUCGAAGAAGAAGCAGAUCCAAGGAUAGAAGACGCAGAAGUCGAUCGAAAAGUCGUGAUCGGCAUGAUCGAGAUAGAACAAGGGACCGGGACCGGGACCGCGAUCGUGGAGGUCGAGACCGUGAUCGAGACCGCGAUCGGGAGCGUGAUCGGCGUUCGAGAAGAAGCCGUUCGCGCAGCAAUUCGAAGGAGCGGUCCCGCCAUCGCAAUCGUAGCAAUUCCCGGGAACCGCCAGCGGCCAUGGAGAAGCGCAGAAUGCCUCCACCCAUGCCGGAAGAGCCGGAACCGGGCCAUAUCUACGACGGGCGCGUGGUGAACAUUGUCGCGUUCGGAUGUUUCGUACAGCUGAAUGGGUUUCGGCGCAAAAAAGAAGGCUUGGUGCACAUUUCGCAGCUUUCCACCGAGGGCAGAGUAAAUCUCGUGACCGAUGUCGUUAACCGCGGUGACGAAGUGAAGGUGAAGGUGAUGUCCCUGGCGGGGAACAAAAUUUCCCUCAGCAUGAAAGAGGUGGAGCAAUCGAGCGGACGGGAUCUGAACCCACUUUCUCACGCACAUUUGAAGGAAGGGGGCGAUGGGGAAGCAGGCGCCCGCAAUCCCGAUCGUCCAAUGACCGUUCCGUCGAUGCUGAACCUCCAGGAGGGCACGCUGGAGCAGGUAGAAGAAACGUCCCGCAAGAAGGUGACGCGUAUCUCUUCGCCCGAGCGCUGGGAGAUUAAGCAAAUGAUCUCGUCCGGUGUGAUCGAUCGCUCCGAGAUGCCCGACUUUGACGAGGAGACGGGUCUGCUGCCGAAGGAUGAGGACAGUGAGGCGGACAUUGAGAUAGAAAUCGUGGAAGAUGAGCCCCCGUUCCUGCAGGGCCAUGGUCGCGCCCUGCACGAUCUUUCGCCGGUGCGUAUCGUGAAGAAUCCGGACGGUUCGCUCGCCCAGGCGGCCAUGAUGCAGACGGCACUGGCGAAGGAGCGGCGCGAGCAGAAGAUGCUGCAGCGCGAGCAGGAGAUGGACGCGGUGCCCACGAACAUGAACAAGAACUGGAUCGAUCCGCUGCCGGAUGAGGAUGACGAGCGAACGGCGGCGUCCAAUACGCGCGGUGUCGGCAUGUCCACGCAGGACGUGCCGGAGUGGAAGAAGGCCAUCAUUGGCGGCAAGAAGAGCUCGUUCGGGCGCAAAACCGACAUGAGCCUGGUGGAGCAGCGCCAAUCGCUGCCCAUCUACAAGCUGCGCGACGAUCUCAUCAAGGCCGUCACCGACAACCAGAUACUGAUCGUGAUCGGCGAGACGGGCUCGGGUAAAACGACGCAAAUCACGCAGUACCUAGCGGAGAGCGGGUUUAUUGCGCGGGGCAAGAUUGGCUGUACGCAGCCGCGUCGUGUUGCGGCCAUGUCGGUGGCGAAGCGCGUGGCGGAGGAGUACGGUUGCCGACUCGGGCAGGAGGUUGGCUACACGAUCCGCUUCGAGGACUGCACGAGCCAGGAAACGGUGAUCAAGUACAUGACGGACGGUAUGUUGUUGCGUGAGUGUUUGGUGGAUUUUGACCUCAAAUCGUACUCGGUCAUCAUGCUGGACGAAGCGCACGAGCGUACGAUACACACGGAUGUGUUGUUUGGGCUGCUGAAGCAAGCCGUCCAGAAGCGACCGGAACUGAAGCUGAUCGUCACGUCGGCCACGCUCGAUGCGGUCAAGUUUUCGCAAUAUUUCUUCGAAGCACCCAUCUUUACCAUCCCCGGACGAACGUUUCCGGUGGAGAUUCUCUACACAAAGGAGCCGGAAACGGACUAUCUGGACGCAUCGCUCAUCACCGUCAUGCAGAUCCAUCUGCGUGAACCGCCGGGGGAUGUGCUGCUCUUCCUCACCGGUCAGGAGGAGAUUGAUACUGCCUGUGAGAUUCUGUACGAGCGGAUGAAGUCGUUGGGUCCGGACGUUCCGGAACUCAUCAUCCUGCCCGUCUACUCUGCCCUCCCGUCGGAAAUGCAAACGCGCAUCUUCGAUCCGGCGCCACCCGGCAGCCGUAAGGUCGUAAUUGCAACCAACAUCGCCGAAACGUCACUAACCAUCGACGGAAUCUACUACGUGGUCGAUCCCGGCUUCGUCAAGCAGAAGGUGUACAACUCGAAGACGGGCAUGGAUUCGCUGGUGGUUACGCCCAUCUCGCAAGCGGCCGCCAAACAGCGGGCGGGCCGUGCCGGUCGUACCGGGCCGGGCAAAGCCUACCGGCUCUACACGGAGCGCGCCUAUCGGGAUGAAAUGUUGCCCACUCCGGUGCCGGAAAUUCAGCGAACCAAUCUAGCCACCACCGUGCUGCAACUGAAAACGAUGGGCAUUAACGAUCUGCUGCACUUUGAUUUCAUGGAUGCGCCGCCGGUGGAAUCGCUGGUGAUGGCACUGGAACAGCUCCACUCGCUUUCAGCCCUCGACAAUGAAGGUUUGCUCACGCGGCUCGGCCGAAGGAUGGCAGAGUUUCCGCUCGAGCCGAACCUUUCUAAGCUGCUGAUCAUGUCCGUAGCGCUCCAGUGCUCCGACGAAGUGCUCACAAUCGUUUCGAUGCUUUCGGUGCAGAACGUGUUCUACCGGCCAAAGGACAAACAGGCACUGGCCGAUCAGAAGAAGGCAAAGUUUAACCAAAUCGAGGGUGACCAUCUGACGCUGCUGGCCGUUUACAAUAGCUGGAAGAAUAAUAAGUUCUCGAACGCCUGGUGUUACGAGAACUUUGUCCAGAUUCGAACGCUGAAGCGGGCACAGGACGUGCGCAAGCAGCUGCUGGGCAUUAUGGAUCGACACAAGCUGGACGUGGUUUCGGCGGGCAAGAAUACGGUACGCGUGCAGAAAGCGAUCUGCUCUGGGUUCUUCCGCAAUGCGGCCAAGAAGGACCCGCAGGAGGGCUACCGAACGUUGGUGGAUUCGCAGGUCGUUUACAUUCAUCCAUCCAGUGCACUGUUCAACCGGCAACCGGAAUGGGUUGUCUAUCACGAGCUCGUCCAGACGACGAAGGAGUACAUGCGCGAGGUGACCACGAUCGAUCCGAAAUGGUUGGUAGAGUUUGCACCAGCCUUCUUCCGCUUCUCGGACCCCACGAAGCUCAGCAAGUUCAAGAAGAACCAACGGCUGGAACCGCUGUACAACAAGUACGAGGAACCGAACGCGUGGCGUAUCAGCAGAACCCGAAGGCGUCGCAAUUAAGCACACCAAAAGGCAACGACCAUCUUCUAUCUUCGCUUGUGACUGGGGAGACUACCCGUCUACCGUACAACGACGGGUUGGACUAUCUUUUAAUCUUACAAUAUAGAACUGCCACACAAUGGCUUCCUCUCA
This is a messenger RNA of Anopheles merus, 4107 nucleotides long. It is a transcript of the gene pea, whose product is annotated as ATP-dependent RNA helicase DHX8. Gene Ontology annotation, molecular function: RNA binding; RNA helicase activity; ATP binding. NCBI's taxonomy places the organism in Eukaryota, Metazoa, Arthropoda, Insecta, Diptera, Culicidae. Gene Ontology annotation, cellular component: intracellular anatomical structure; catalytic step 2 spliceosome. Gene Ontology annotation, biological process: mRNA splicing, via spliceosome; spliceosomal complex disassembly. The record is from RefSeq and is a predicted model, not a curated record. The transcript is spliced from 3 exons. The coding region runs from base 115 to 3975 and encodes 1286 amino acids.